This is a messenger RNA of Australozyma saopauloensis, 522 nucleotides long. It is a transcript of the gene RPB7, whose product is annotated as DNA-directed RNA polymerase II subunit. Gene Ontology annotation, biological process: positive regulation of nuclear-transcribed mRNA poly(A) tail shortening; positive regulation of translational initiation; transcription initiation at RNA polymerase II promoter. Gene Ontology annotation, molecular function: translation initiation factor binding; single-stranded RNA binding; single-stranded DNA binding. The coding region runs from base 1 to 522 and encodes 173 amino acids. The transcript has a single exon. Lineage: Eukaryota; Fungi; Ascomycota; Pichiomycetes; Serinales; Metschnikowiaceae. The record is from RefSeq and is a predicted model, not a curated record. Gene Ontology annotation, cellular component: P-body; RNA polymerase II, core complex.
AUGUUUUUCCUUAAAGACUUGUCACUCAACCUAACCCUCCAUCCGUCCUACUUUGGACCCCAGAUGGACCAAUACUUGCGAGACAAACUAUUGAGCGACGUGGAGGGAACGUGCACGGGUCAAUUCGGAUACAUUGUGUGUGUUUUGGAUUGCAUGAACAUCGAUGUAGGUAGAGGAAGAAUCAUUCCUGGUUCGGGCCUGGCAGAGUUCGAGGUCAAGUAUAGGGCGGUGGUGUGGAAGCCGUUCAAGGGCGAAGUUGUCGAUGCGGUGGUGACCACGGUCAACAAGAUGGGUUUUUUCGCGGACGUGGGGCCGUUGUCUGUGUUUGUCAGUACACACUUGAUUUCGUCCGACAUGAAGUUCAAUCCCAGCGCAAACCCGCCUGCGUACGUGAGUCCGGACGAGACCAUCGAGAAGGGCUCGCGCGUGCGGUUGAAGAUUGUAGGUACGAGAACCGACGUCAAUGAGAUCUAUGCCAUUGGAAGUAUAAAGGAGGACUACUUGGGGCCAAGUCCUAUGUAA